UUUAUGAUGAUUUGAAAUCUCUGAAAAUGCUGAAAGUAUCAAUAGAUACUUCUGAAGGGGAAAUAUGCAAAGAAAUAGUUGAUUUUAUUGAUAAUAGACAACAAAGAGUUUUUGUCCUCAUAGCCAAUAUGCAAGAUUUAACAGUAGAAAUGGUUAACUACUUGCGUUUAGUGAUUGAACAGAAAGAAAGCAAAUCAAUUUAUAGUGACAAAGUAUUUGCCCUUCUACUUAGUUUUCCUCAAGUUCAAUUUUUCAAUCGUUGUUACCCAGCUCUUUUUCUUCAUGGAUGGGAUCAUUUCUAUUUGGAUUCACUAACUGCUGAUAUGAGAGUGGAAGGAAUUUCUGAAUCACUACGAAAUGUAGUCAAUAUUAAACAAUGCUUUCGUAUUGCUUUAGGAAUUCAAGAGAGUAAUGAUGUGCUAAGUCUUGAUUUAGAGCCACUAUUAGAAGUUGCUAUACCUGUUGUUUCUGCAAGGGUCAUUGUUGGUUCUAGUGAGGGAGAGUAUAAUAGGGCCAUAUCAGUCAGUGCAAGACAAGUACAGAUUAGAAAAAUAUUUUUCAAUGCACAAGAAAAACAUGCUUGUACUCCAAUUGGAAAGGCAUUUUGUACCUUGUUUCGUGAGUAUUGGGAUAAUAAAACUGUUAUUAGAUUUUUGCAAGAUGCUGCUAAUUUUACAUUUCAACAUCAAUCAACUCUCAGUAUUACCAGUUACGUGCAAACAAGAAUAAAAGCUCUAUUUUUUGAAUUUUUAGUUUAUGUGUUAUGGUUGAUUAAUCAAGAUUGCAACUUAGACACUUUAGUGUCACGAAUAGAUACUGAUUCAUAUGAGGUAGUCCAAAAAGUUUUUUCCAGUGUCAUGCAGACAAUGUUUAAAAGGCUGCACAAUUUACAAACAUUAUCAUACGUUUGUCGGAAUCUACAUCCACCAAAAGAUAAAAAAUUUCGAUUUCCUUUCUUUAAUUUGACUUAUCAUUUUAUGGAAGAGUUAAUUGAUGUUUGCUAUGGAAUAAUAAAUAAAAAGAAAAUUGAUCCAAAAACAAGCAUUAGUCCAAAAAAGACCAAAAAGUUUUUAGAAAAGCAAAUGUUAGAUGAAAUGAAGAGCAAACUAAAUCAACUGAUGGAGAAUUUUGCCUCAACUAAUGCAAACAAUUUGUCUGGACGAGAUCAAGCAAUGGCUUCAGUUAUUUCAUCAUUACAAAAUGUAGAUCUUUGGCAGUGCUAUUUUCAUGACUUCAUAAAGCUCAAGUGUGCACAGUCUGAUGACAUACUGACAACACUUCCAGAGGAAAAAGUUUUUGCACAGGUUUUGUCCAUUUAUUUCAAUUUUGAGCAACAAAAAGAUGACUAUAUUUCUCGCUUAGCCUGGCUUCAUGUUCGUUCAGAAAUUCGUAAAACAGACUUAAACCAAACAAUUGAUAAACUAAAAAGGUUAAAAACUUUUAUAGCACAUCAGCCCCAGGAGACACUGGCAACUGUUACACAAACUAUGGUCACUGGUUGCAAAAAUUUAGAGACCCUUAUUAUCAAGAGAAGUUAUGAAUCCUUGCAUGAUAGUGUUAAUGAUCAAGUUGCUCUGAUACAGUGGUACAAGUUAUACAAAGAUAUUAUUCAAAUGGAGAGUCUUUACAAUUCUCUUCAUGACUUAGAGGAUCCACAACUCAGAUUUGACUUUUUUAAGGUUCACAUUAUGUACAGUCUCAUUCAUAGUCACAAAGACCCUGCAUCAGCUGAAUGUCUUAAAUUUUGUGUCUCUCUUUACAGUGGAAAAAUUAAUCCAAUAUCAAAUAUUAAUGUGGAGCAAGCUUUCUCAGAAUGUCUAUCAUCUAUGAAAGCUUUGAACUGUAGCGAAUCAUUCAUAAGCUCAGUCGUUAACAUGUUACUCAGUUUUAUGUUUCAUACUAUUACAUUACCAGAUGGUCUGUCCUGUUAUUGCUGGUUUUUUAGCACAGCAUUACCAGAAAGUACAGACCAAUUGUUGCAGUACAUCACUCCUGCUCAAUACAAAUUUUAUCUUCUUUUGAUCCUUAAACAAAAAAACCAACUUGAUGAAGAUGAAAAUGAUGUGCUCAAAAUAUUCCAAUCAGAUUUACGUAGAAAGAUCAUUUUUUUAAUUAGAAGUUCAAAAUUGAAUUUAAGAGAAUCGUUUAUUUUUAGUCAUGCUGUUGAUUCAAAAAAGAUGACACUGGCCAAUGCAUAUAUGCAAAUUGUGUAUCUUCAUCAAGCAAUAAAUUUUACAAAGAGUAAACUUAAAGUUGCUAUUACAAAACUGAAAUUGUUGAUAGAUGAAACUCAAAGUUGUAAAGAUCAAUCAGAGAAGUGUUUGCUACAGUUAGAAACUGAAGCUUUUGCACAAGUAUUUCUGCAAGUGAUGGCUUACAAUUUGGCUGAUGUAGAAGGCUCUCAAAUGGUGCCUCGUCUUCCACCUCAAGUUGAAAUGUAUUUAGAAAGCAAUGAAACAAAUGGCUCAAUAUUUUGUUUGCUUUUGUGGAACAGACUAAAAAGUACUGAGAAGUUAAGACGAAAUUUGAUUGCUUAUCCUGAUGAUAAAUUUACUUGUUUAAACAAAUGCAAAAGAAUGGCUAAAGAUGAGAUGCAAGAAAGUGUAGAAUUUUCUUUACCUGCAUUAAUUCAAGAGGAGACUGAAGUUGGAGAGUUGUACAGAAAGACAUGUAAAGUAUUACUGGAUAUUCAUCAAAGGAAACAGACAAAUGAUGCGUUGAAAGAAUUAAAAGAAGAGUGUGGUGUAGAUCUAGAAGUGCAAGUAGAAAUCUCAGUUAGUCAGGGUGAAUCAUUUACAAUUAAAAAAAGAAAUGCACUUUCUAUGUGCAUUUGGCUUUGUUCAUUCUAUGAAUUUUAUCUUAAGAAGGUUCAAUCAGGACAUCUUGCAAGUGCUAUACAUACUGAAAUGGAAGACUAUUUUUCAGAAGAUUGUAUUAGGCUAAUUAUAUGUUUUAUAAAUAGCCAACUUAUCACACCACAAAAUGAACAGGAUUUACCAUCAGAUCUCAACACUCCAUUGUAUGAAGUUCAAGGACAUAGGAUAGCACCAAUACAGCGCCAAGGACGUAGAAGUGAUCCAAUAUACAAGUUAUUUUUCCCUGAUAAACAAGAUAAUCAAUCAAGACAAAUAUGUAAUGCAUUAGCAACUGUAACAGCUGCCAUUCUAGCUUGUCCUGAUCGAUCAAAUCAUCUUUGGUAUCAUUUAUUCUCUGCCCAUAAAUUAUCAGGCACUCAAGUCACUGGAUUCCUAGUAAGGCUCUAUGCAUCCAUAUGA
Amphimedon queenslandica is the source of this 3275-nucleotide messenger RNA. RefSeq lists its product as uncharacterized. NCBI's taxonomy places the organism in Eukaryota, Metazoa, Porifera, Demospongiae, Haplosclerida, Niphatidae. The coding region runs from base 27 to 3275 and encodes 1082 amino acids. The transcript is spliced from 12 exons. The record is from RefSeq and is a predicted model, not a curated record.